Messenger RNA from Chiloscyllium plagiosum (whitespotted bambooshark), 2543 nucleotides. RefSeq names its product galactosidase beta 1 like 2 (gene glb1l2). Lineage: Eukaryota; Metazoa; Chordata; Chondrichthyes; Orectolobiformes; Hemiscylliidae. Gene Ontology annotation, molecular function: beta-galactosidase activity. Gene Ontology annotation, biological process: carbohydrate metabolic process. The record is from RefSeq and is a predicted model, not a curated record.
GCAUGCGGGAGAUGCCUGAGUCCCAGGUGGUAGCGGAGACUGAACGGUUAAUAGACCCCCGGCCGGAGGAGUCCCACUGCGGGCUGCAAUGUUGAAGCUACUUGCACAGAAAGGAUCGAGGUCCAUGCAGAUCAUUGCAGUGCGGAAAGAGCAUGUGAGGAGGAUUGGCCUCCUGCUCCUGAUUAUAGUGGCUGUGGUUCUGUAUAGACUCAGGUUCCAUUGGAUAUCGCUCACUCCAACAAGAAUGUACAGCCGAAAAAUAGGUUUGCAGGCUGACCGAGAAUACUUUGAAUUAGAGGGAAAUAAAUUUCUCAUCCUGGGUGGAUCGAUGCAUUACUUUCGUAUUCCACGGGCGUACUGGGCAGACCGUAUGCUGAAGAUGAAAGCUCUAGGUUUGAACACUUUAGUAACGUACAUACCUUGGAAUCUCCAUGAGCCACAGAAAGGAAUAUUUAAUUUCAAAGACAAUCUUGAUUUUGAGGCAUAUCUCACAUUGGCCAAUGAUUUGGAUUUGUGGGUCAUUCUGCGUCCAGGACCAUACAUUUGUUCGGAAUGGGACCUUGGUGGUUUACCCAGUUGGUUACUGAGAGACAAGACCAUGAAACUGCGCACAACUUAUACUGGAUUUACUGAUGCAGUUGAUGACUUUUUUGAUGAACUAAUUCCUAAAGUUAUUCCUUUUCAGUACAAAGAAGGAGGUCCAAUCAUUGCUGUACAAGUAGAAAAUGAAUACGGUGGCUAUGACAAAGAUCCAAAGUAUAUGAAAUUUGUGUAUGAGGCCCUAGCAAACAGAGGGAUCUCAGAAUUAUUCAUGACUUGCGACAACAAAGAUGGGCUAAGUAAAGGAUCAAUCGCAGGAGCUUUACCAACUAUCAACUUUCAGAAGCUGGAUUCUGGAAUGACACUUAUGAAAAGUCUAGCACCUGGGAAGCCUAAGAUGGUGAUGGAGUACUGGAGUGGCUGGUUUGACCAUUGGGGAGGGGAUCAUCACGUCUAUCAUGAAGGAAUACUGAAUACCAUUGCAGCACUUUUAAACAAGGGUGUAUCCAUAAAUCUCUACAUGUUUCAUGGAGGAACCAACUUUGGCUUUAUGAAUGGUGCUCAGGACUUUGGCACCUAUAUUGCUGAUGUAACCAGCUAUGAUUAUGAUGCACCCUUAUCUGAAUCAGGAGACUACACAGAGAAAUAUACUCAAAUUCGUGAACUUUAUAGCAAGUGGUUGGGUCAGAAGUUGCCUGAACAACCUGCUCAAAUGUAUAAAGCAAGAUACACCACCAUUCGCGUAAAAGAAUACAUUCCUUUGUGGGAAGCAUUAAAUCAAUUGGAAAAGCCAAUUCAAAGUGAAAGACCGAUUAAUAUGGAAAACCUUCCAAUCAACAAUGGCAGUGGACAAGCCUAUGGGUAUACGUUAUAUAACACAGUAAUAAACAGUGGAGGAUUACUUCAUUCUGGCCAGAAUGUACGGGACAGAGCACAGAUCUUUGUUGAUGGCCAGUCAGUUGGAUUCCUAGAUUACAAUAAUGUGGAAUUGGCUAUCUCAGUUGCUACGGGAAAGCGAAAUUUGAGCCUUUUGGUGGAAAAUCGUGGUAGAGUCAACUAUGGAAACAAACUUGAUGAUCAGCGAAAAGGUCUCAUAGGUGAUGUCUUUCUGAAUAAGGAACCUUUGAAGGACUUUACAAUCUACCCCUUAGAGAUGAAAACAAAUUUUAUUGAAAGUUUCUCAGCUAUCCAGUUGAAUUCUGUUCCUGAAAAUCCGACGUUACCUGCCUUUUUCUACGGUGUACUGUACGUGGAUUCGUUGCCUUAUGAUACCUUCAUUAAACUUAAGGGCUGGAAAAAAGGAGUGGUUUUUGUGAAUGGAAUGAAUUUAGGCCGUUACUGGGAUAUAGGGCCACAACAGACGCUAUACUUACCAGCCCCUUGGCUACAACAUGGCAGUAAUGAGAUUGUAAUUUUUGAAGAGAGCAAUGCUGGAAGAACAGUUGAGUUUUUAAACAAACCUGACUUGGGGCCAGCUCAACAUGUCUGAAGCUGAGAACAGAGAACUUUCCUUGACUACUUCUCAUUAGCUUUUUGGUGGAAGAGAGCAUUCAUUUGUACCAUGUCUGAUCAGCACCACAUUCAAGCUUUGGAAUAAAGUCUUCAUUGAAAAGUACCAGAAUAACGCGAGUAUCACUUGGAUUGAUCUAUUACAGAAUUGUAUAAAGGUUUUAAGUAUUAAAAUUACGCUGAUUAGAAGUGUAGAAAUGCUUGACACAGUGUUUGAAAUCUCCUUUCCCACUGUUUUAGCAAAGUGGUUAAUAUGUUUGAAGUAAUUGUGUUGCAGCUUUGCUGAAUUAGGGGUCAGAAGAAUUGCAAAUAGGUGUGUUUUAUGUAAUCUGUGUUAUUAAUCCAUUUUGGGACUGAAAUGUGCAAAAUUAAUUUUUAUAAUCUCACUGAAAUUCAUUUCAUUUGUUUUUUAAAAAUUCUCAUUCGAUAUCAUAUUUAAAUAAGCGCUGAAAAUGUGUUGCUGGAAAAGCGCAGCAGGUCAGGCAGCAUCCAAA